Messenger RNA from Menidia menidia (Atlantic silverside), 249 nucleotides. The record is from the annotation of a GenBank genome assembly. Lineage: Eukaryota; Metazoa; Chordata; Actinopteri; Atheriniformes; Atherinopsidae.
AUGGAUAACUGGAAGAUCCAGCUGGUUUUUGUGACUUUUUGUGCACUGGUGCAGACCUAUCAUGGAUUAUCUUUCAGCACAGAGGAGGAAGGAGGGCUGACAAAAGACUGGCAGACUGAAUCAGUGGACCGGGGUCUGAGCGACCCAUUAGACAGUCUGAUGAAAAGAUCUAAGGCCCUUCGCUUUUAUGGACUCAUGGGGAAGCGCGCAGCUACCAGGAAACCAUUCCCAGUAAACAGACGUGAGUGA